CUUUGGGCUGGAGCCCCAGGGCCUAGUCUCUACAGAUUCCCCUGCAGCCUAGGCCAGGCUUUGCUUCUUCUCUACUUCCUGGGAACCAACUACCUCUCCACACGAGGAAGCAGGGCACCCAGCCUCUGCUCUGGCAGCAAGGUUUGGGUCUCUGAGUGCAGAUUCAGAAGGCCCCUGAACCUCGUGAAGCUGCUGUGUUUAGAGAGCUCCAGCCUUUCACGGCAGCUUGGAGGAAAUGGAAGAUUGCUCCAGCUACUCUGUGCUCUGCCAUCUCACCUCCCUGUUCCUCCUCAUCCAACCACUCACUCAGGGGUCUGCAGAGUUUUUCGUCAUUGGCCCCUCAGAACCCAUUGUGGCAGUGCUUGGUGGGGAUAUCACACUGCCCUGUCGUGUGAACCCGGCCAUGAAUCUGGAGAACAUGGAGCUCCGGUGGUUCCGCUCUAAGUUCUCUGAAGCUGUGUUCAUCUAUAAAAAUGGCUGGAAGCAGGAGGACGAGCUGAUGGCCCAGUAUGCAGGGCGGACCUCUCUGGAGAGGGAGCUCCUCACCCAGGGGGAGGCUGCCGUGCGCAUCCAGAAGAUUCAGGCUACAGACGACGGGCUCUAUUCCUGCUUCUUCAGAAAGGGAGACUUCUAUGAAGAGGCCAGUUUGGAGCUGAAGGUGGUAGGUGUGGGCUCUGCCCCUCAAGUGCGCAUCACGGGGCCUGAGGAGGAUGGGGUUCAAGUGGCGUGCACGGCCUCAGGGUGGUUCCCGAAGCCCCAGGUGCAGUGGAGAGACCUCAGUGGAGAGAAGUUCCUGGUGUUCUCUGAGGCCCACGCCCAAGACGCUGAAGGGCUGUUCAGCGUGGAGGCUGCUCUUGUGGUGAAAGACCGUUCUGUGGGCAGUGUGAUCUGCUCUGUGCUCAAUCCCAUCCUGGGCCAGGAGAAGGUGAUGGACAUUUUCAUCCCAGAACCCUUUUUUCCCCAGUCCUCUCCGUGGAAACCAGCUUUCUUGGUGAGCCUGACCGUGCUGGGGCUCCUACUCCUUGGUGCUGGCUAUUACACCCAGAGAGGACAUUCUGCAAAGCAGAAGGAGCUGCAAGAACAGAAGGCUCUGUGCCAGGCUAAGGAGAAGGACAGGAAGGCAAAGGAGGAGGCGCUAGAGGCCAGAGAUAAACUCCAAGCAGAACUCGACUGGAGGAAGACAGUUUACCUGGCUGCCUGGAGGAAGGCCCAGCUAUAUGCAGAUUGGCGGCAGGAGAAGUUCCAGGCCUGUGAGUGACUAUGUGCUUUCUGGGUGUUCG
Artibeus jamaicensis (Jamaican fruit-eating bat) is the source of this 1280-nucleotide messenger RNA. RefSeq names its product butyrophilin-like protein 1. NCBI's taxonomy places the organism in Eukaryota, Metazoa, Chordata, Mammalia, Chiroptera, Phyllostomidae. The record is from RefSeq and is a predicted model, not a curated record. Gene Ontology annotation, cellular component: external side of plasma membrane. Gene Ontology annotation, molecular function: signaling receptor binding. The transcript has 9 exons. The coding region runs from base 236 to 1258 and encodes 340 amino acids. Gene Ontology annotation, biological process: T cell receptor signaling pathway; regulation of cytokine production.